Messenger RNA from Biomphalaria glabrata, 3307 nucleotides. Its product is annotated as kielin/chordin-like protein. NCBI's taxonomy places the organism in Eukaryota, Metazoa, Mollusca, Gastropoda, Planorbidae. Bases 132 to 3077 code for a protein of 981 amino acids. The transcript is spliced from 19 exons. Gene Ontology annotation, biological process: negative regulation of BMP signaling pathway. Gene Ontology annotation, cellular component: AMPA glutamate receptor complex. The record is from RefSeq and is a predicted model, not a curated record.
CUAAUCGCCUUACGAGGAAAGUAUAAAAAUGUUAAGCUAGCUGAGCGAUAUAGAUCUAUAUAAAGUGGGAUAAACUGUUCUACAGCGUAGCUUGUCUCUGGAAAGAGACUUAUUUAUAUAAAUAACCAAACAUGAUUUCUGUGAUAAGAACCCUUGUGUUUCUGUCAUGUGUUUAUGCGGUUGUAUCUUUAACCAUUAGACACACCAUUCCAGAGCAGACCAGUACAACAACUGAACCUGACAAUGGAUGCAAGCCUGAAGCAUGCGAGACUGCCAAAUGUAUUGAUCCUGUCACUAUAAAUUGUUGUCCGGAAUGUCCGAAUGGAGAGAACUGCUUAAUCGAAGGUCAAAAAGUAUCUUUCAAUGAGCCCUUGGUCUUUCCAGACGGACGGAUCUGCUAUUGUGUCCAGGAGUCAGUAUGGAGCUCCCCAACCUUCCGCUGUGAAGACAGCUCCUCUUCUCCCCCACCUUACGAGAUAGUAUAUGAUGACGUCAUCUUGUUCACUUCCACGUCUCCAGAACCAGACUGUAGGAAUUCGCCUAAACCAGAAAAUGACCCUUGCGCCUACUGUGAGUGUAAUUUGAUAUCCGGCAAAUGGAAGUGGGAUUGUUACUGGCAAGACUGUAUGGUACCACCCUGCUUUGAUGCAUACAGGCCACCGGGGCAGUGCUGCUCGGUCUGCCUAAAUGGUCCCAACUGUGGAGUCGAUGGAACAAUAAUCCCCCAGGGGGAAUUCCGUGAAGUUAAUGGGGAAAUGUGUUUUUGUCAUCAAGGAGGUUAUCGUCAAGAUGUGAACUGUCAACCUUCCGGCACUACAAUAAAAGAAAUAGCUUGGACCACAGAGGAAACAACAAGAGAAACCACAACCCUAACCACACCAGGUCAGGACUGCAGGUUUACAACCAAGCCAGAAAAUGGACCUUGUUUUGAUUGCACCUGUGAUUUGAACUCUGGCCAAUAUAAAUGGAACUGCUUCUGGUUUGAUUGCACCAUACCUCCGUGUGUUGACGCCUACAGAGCACCAGGGAAAUGUUGUUAUGAAUGUCCUAAUGGCCCUAAUUGUCAGGUAAACGGUGUCAUUAUCCCAGAGGGAGACGUCCGUGAGACAGACAGUGGAGUCUGUUACUGCCUGCGAGGAGGUUUUCACCAGGAAGUUAACUGUGAACCUCUAUCCACUCUGCCACCAACAACAACGCCUUUUGAUGGAUGCGCAGAGGAAUUGAAACCCACGGAUAAAUGUUCUUUCUGUGAAUGCAACAGCUGGUCAGGCACCAGAGAAUGGCUAUGUAUUCACGCAACGUGCGCGGAGCCCCCUUGUGUUGACGCUGUAUAUGAUGAGUGCUGUCCACGCUGUCCUAAUGGCCCCAACUGUCAGGUAAAUGGUGUCAUUAUCCCAGAGGGAGACGUCCGUGAGACAGACAGUGGAGUCUGUUACUGCCUGCGAGGAGGUUUUCACCAGGAAGUUAACUGUGAACCUCUAUCCACUCUGCCACCAACAACAACGCCUUUUGAUGGAUGCGCAGAGGAAUUGAAACCCACGGAUAAAUGUUCUUUCUGUGAAUGCAACAGCUGGUCAGGCACCAGAGAAUGGCUAUGUAUUCACGCAACGUGCGCGGAGCCCCCUUGUGUUGACGCUGUAUAUGAUGAGUGCUGUCCACGCUGUCCUAAUGGUCCUAACUGUGGAAUCGAUGGACUUAUCAUACCCUAUGGACAAGAACGGGUAACAUCCGAUGGGCAAGUAUGUUUUUGUGGAGGAUCAUCUCCAUACAGACAGAGAAAUUUGGAACUCACGUGUCAUCCAAUCACCACGACUCCAGAUCCCAACUGUUAUGUUGGCGAUGUCCUUAUUCCAGAGGGAGAAGUCCGUCAGACAGACAGUGGAAUGUGUUACUGUCUACGAGGGGGUUCAAACCCAGAGAUAAACUGUGAGCCUUUAUCCACUCUACCACCAACCACGCCUUUUGAUGGAUGCGCACCUGAAAAUAAACCCUACGAUAAAUGUGGUUUCUGUGAUUGUAGCGAAUGGACAGGCUGGACAUGGCAGUGUUAUCACCCAACUUGCAUGGAGCCCCCGUGUGUUGACCCUGAUUAUAGCGAAUGUUGUCCUACUUGUCCAAAUGGACCAAAUUGUGAAGUCGAUGGAAUAGUUAUACCCUACGGAGAGUCGAGAGAAACCCCCAACGGGCAAUCCUGUUUAUGUGGAGGAAAUGAUCCAUAUCGAAAGGGAAAUCUGGAAAUAAUCUGUCAACCAUUCAGCACAACUCCAGAUAGUGCCUACUGCAAUGUUGAUGGGGUGCUCAUUGGUAUAGGAGAGUUUCAUGAGAAGGACAACGGCGCACUUUGUUACUGUGAUGUUUCAUUGGUAGCCAAUUGUAACUUUUCUGUCCACACCACACCGACACCAUGGACAACAACACCUGAAGGAUGCGACCCUAAUCUGAAACCAGGGGAGAACUCAUGCACUAUUUGUGAGUGUUCUGAAAAUAAAUGGAUCUGCGGGUCAGCUACCUGUCUUCCAACACUUUGUGUUGACAGCUAUAAGCCAGCAGGAGAGUGUUGUUCUGUCUGCCCGAAUGGUCCUAACUGUCGAGAAGGUGGUGUGAUUAUACCAUUGAAUACCAUACUACCAGUGAACGGUUCAGCCGAAUGUCAGUGUGUUCAGAACAAUCCCUGGGAACCUCCUGUAGCUGUCUGUAGGAGCAUCAGCACAACAACCACGCCUAAGCUUAUCUUCAUCACAAAAGGCACAACUCCCAAACCGUCACCCACAAAACCAACUGCAAAGACAACCAAAAAACCAACUACAAAGACAACCACUAAACCAACCACAAAGACAACCACUAAACCAACUACAAAGACAACCACUAAACCAACUACAAAGACAACCACUAAACCAACCACAAAGACAACCACUAAACCAACCACAAAGACAACCACUAAACCAACCACAAAGACAACCACUAAACCAACCACAAAGACAACCACACAAACCACAACAACGACAACCACACAAACCACCACAAAAACAACCACAAAACCCACGGCCAAACCUAUCACGAAGAAACCUGUCGUAUAAUUGUUACUUUUAAUCUUUUCCAAUAACUUAUAAAACAGUUUGUAAUCCAGUUUUAAAAAAAAAAAAUCGCACCAUCUUUAAAAAAUUGUGAAAAAAAAAACGAAUCAACAAUAUUUUUUCUGAUAUUGUUAUAGUACACUUUUAAAUGAAUAUUCAAUGUAGCAAAUAUUGAUUGUAAAUAGUUAUCAUUGAGAAACUAUACAACUGUCAAAUAAAUGAUACAAUCUGUU